CAUCCAGUUGUUUUAAGCAGAUUCUUUAAUCGUUACUCCUCCCUUUCCCGCCACUCAAACGAGGUAGUGGACUUUUUGAUGAGCUCAGAUUGGGCGCAAGCGCAAAGUGAGUAUAUUUGAGAGUAAUUCUGGAAAAAAUAGCUUUGGAAAAUUCUACUAAUACCAAUUAAUAUUUCUUAUUGAUCCAAUUAUUUACCACGAAAUCCUAUACGAUUGUUUCUACUUUUUUCUGGGUAUGUUUAAUAACUAAAUAUUCUCCCUUAUACAAAAAAUUGCAUACUAUUAUAAUUUUAAUCUCGUCAUAUGUAAAUAAUCUUCAAUGAACCAAUCUUUAAACUUAUUGAGGAGAGAACAAUUAAGAAUUUCAAAGUUUUUGAGGGACUGCUCGAAGAAUAUGUUCCUAGAACAAGGAAUGCAAACUCAUGCUGCUGUGGUGAAAAUGGGUUUUUGGUCUGAUAUGAUAAUAAGCAAUAAUCUUGUAGAUAUGUACAGUAAAUGUCGAAGAUUGGACAAUGCAUAUAAGGUGUUUGAUGGAAUGCUUCAAAGAAAUGUUGUUUCUUGGACUGCUCUAAUAUGUGGGUGUUUGCAUCAGGGUGAUGCUGAAGGAGCUUUGUCGAUUUUGUAUGAGAUGAGUUUUUCUGAUGUUAGACCGAAUGAGUACACUUUCUCUUCGAGUUUCAAGGCAUGUAGUUUGUUGGGUGUUCAUGAAAAAGGAAUGCAAGUUCAUGGUGUGUGCGUGAAAGCUGGGUAUCAGUGGCUUCCUGUUGUUGGUAAUUCGAUUGUUGAUAUGUAUGCCAAGUGUGGGAAGAUGGGAGAUGCAGCUCUCGCCUUCGAUGAAAUGGGUGUGAAGAAUCUUAGAGCCUGGAAUACUGUUAUAGCAGGGUACAGUUCUCAAGGGGAUGGUAAGAGUUCUAUAGAAUUGUUUGAGAGAUUGCAGAAAGAGGGUGUGGUUCCUGAUGAGUUUACAUUUACAUCUGUUCUCAAAGCUUGUAGCGUUCUUGGAGUGGUUUCUUGGGGUACUCAAAUUCAUGCUGCGUUGAUCACGAGGGGGUUUCCAGUUUCUGUCCAGACAGUUCUUGUGGGUGCGCUUAUUGACUUGUAUGUAAGAUGUAAAUACCUGGUUGACGCCCGGAAACUAUUUGAUUAUAUUGAGGAUAGGAGUGUUGUUUCCUGGGCUUCUCUUGUUUUGGGUUAUGCACAAGACGGAAACUUUUUGGAGGCUAUGGAUGUGUUUAGACAGCUUAGAGAGAACAACGUACAAGUUGAUUCAUACACAUUGUCAGGUUUAAUUGGAGUCUUUGCUGAUUUUGCUUUCGUGGAGCAAGGGAAGCAACUUCAUGCCUAUGCCAUUAAGGUCCCCUCUGGCUUAGAGCUAGAAGUUGGCAACUCCAUUGCUGAUAUGUACCACAAAUGUGGACUGAUGGAGGAAGCAGAGAGGUUUUUUAUUGAAAUGCCAGUGAAAAAUCGAGUUUCAUAUACAGCUAUGAUCACUGGCUAUGGAAAACAUGGUCUAGGGAAAGAAGCUGUGUUUCUUUUUAAUAAAAUGCUAUCCGAAAAUGUCAGGCCUGAUAGGAUAACUUACUUGGCUAUCCUAUCAGCUUGUAGCCAUUCGGGGCUGGUGAAAGAAUGUGAAGAAUACUUCUCACAAUUGUCCAGUGGCCAUUGGAUCAAAGCAGAAGUGGAGCACUAUUCUUGCAUGGUCGAUCUCCUAGGUCGAGCUGGGCGUCUUACUGAAGCUAGAAAUCUCAUAGAGAGUAUGCCAAUGAAACCAAACAUAGGCGUGUGGCAGACAUUGCUGAGUGCUUGUAAAGUUCAUGGGAAUCUGGAACUCGGAGAAGAGAUAGGAAAGAUCAUCUUGGAAUUGGACGGAGAUAAUCCAGUUAAUUAUGUUUUGAUGUCAAAUCUUUAUGCUAAUGCUGGUUACUGGGAGGAGUGUCAGCAGCUGAGAGAAGCAGUUAAAAAAAAGGGCUUAAGGAAAGAUGCAGGCCAGAGUUGGGUGGAGAUUGGAAAAGAGGUCCAUUUCUUUUAUGGAGGAGACGAUACACAUCCACUCACUGAUAAAAUCCAUGAAGUAUUAAUAAAAAUGGAGACAAGAUUAAAAGAAGAGUUGGGCUAUUCCUAUGAAGUAAGGUUUGCAUUGCAUGAUGUGGAAGAUGAGUCAAAGCUGGAAAAUUUAAGAGUUCAUAGUGAGAAGCUGGCUAUCGGACUGGCACUGGUCUGUAGUGGAAAGGAAGGAAACACGAAAGUUAUCAGGGUUUUCAAGAACUUGAGAGUUUGUGGUGAUUGCCAUGAGUUCAUCAAGGGUUUAUCUAAAGUUUUAAAGAGAGUGUUUGUUGUCCGAGAUGCUAAUAGAUUUCACAAAUUCCAGGACGGGUUAUGCUCUUGUGGAGAUUAUUGGUGAUGUAGAUGUGUCAUCAUCAUCCAGAGACAUAUACUCCCACUUGAAUGACACUCAUGAAUGAUCAAAUGCAAAUAUCAACGUCAAGAGCAUAAAACUGAUUUUAGAAACUGGAAUGACAUGAAUGAGAUCCAUCGUACAUCAAGUAGUGAUGAUGAAGGAUGGGCACCUCAAUUCGUUGGUGUAAGAACAUAGAUAAUGUACGCUGGUGAAGCUUUCUGUUGCAGGCCUGAAAAUUGUUAUUCUUAUGAGUGCCGUCUUCAUGUAUUCGAGGAACAACUUCUCACGACAGUCAAAAUAUUAGAUGAGCAGCUUUUGAGGACAAUCAUGGUUUGAGGUCAAUGAUUCGAGAUUCUAAAAUACAUGUGAGGGUAUAAUAAUGUGACGUACUGGAAAGAAAGCAAAAGAUCAAGCGGAUGAAGAUUUACCCCUGUUGAUUUGGCGGCUAAAUUAUCAUGUUCCAUCUGUUGAAUACCUGUCCUUAGAGCCCUAGGCUCCGUUCGUUAGGGCGUAAAAUAUUUUUCCGAAAAAUUGCAUUCCUCUAUUUUUAAUUUUACAUUGUUUGGUUGGCAAAGGAGUAUAAUUCUAUUUUCCUUAGGAGCAAAAUUGCUCUCCCGAUGAGGAAAAAUCAUUUUCCCUUCUAAAUGAAGGGACGACUGAUUUCCUUUCUUUUCCU
Molecule: messenger RNA, 3074 nt
Organism: Beta vulgaris subsp. vulgaris (sugar beet)
Lineage: Eukaryota; Viridiplantae; Streptophyta; Magnoliopsida; Caryophyllales; Amaranthaceae
Product: putative pentatricopeptide repeat-containing protein At3g15130
Exons: 3
Coding region: 320-2401 (693 amino acids)
Biological process (GO): RNA modification
Molecular function (GO): zinc ion binding; RNA binding; protein binding
Source: RefSeq, a predicted model, not a curated record